AAAUCUUAGCAGAAGGAGAUCAAAACAGUCUGCCAGAAACCCUAUCUAUUUGUUUAUACCAUCGAACAAGUAGCAGAAAUCUGCUUAGGUCCUGAUUGGUUCAAUGGAUCAAGGACCCGGUCUCGAAGAUUGUCUGAAGCUCCUGAAAGGAGAAAGAGACGAACAACGGCUAGUGGGUUUACUUAUGGCGACCAAAUUUUGCAAGGGGGACGACCAUGCUUCCAUUAUUAGGGUUUAUGAUGCAGUUGGAGUUGGCUUUCUCGACCGACUCCUGAAAACUGGGAUGGGGAAAGGGACUAUUAGUGUUAAGGAAGGUGACAAUCGGGAUGCCUAUUUACAACUUUCUGUUACAAUACUUGCUGCAUUUUGUCGUGUUCCUGAUAUUGCUUCAUCCAAGGAAAUGGUAUCCAAGGUUCCUCUCAUACUGGAAAUAUUGUCGAAAGGGUUGGGCCUAUCUUUUUCUGAAGAAUGCUAUGAAAUUCUAUUUCUAGUAUCAACUGCUUCUGACGAUGGACCUACAAUACUGUUUGAGUCUGGAGGCAUGAAUGUGCUUUCUUCUUGCAUGCAUGCCUUGCCUGAUGGUUCUCACUCGUUCGAGCUCGCCAUGAAACUUGUGCAGCUAAUGCUGGGUAAACUGCCUCUAGAUGUCAUUAAUAUGGAAUAUCCUUCGGAGUUGUCGCGUGUGGUGGCUGCAAUAGCUAGGCAGUUUGCUUUGCUGCACAAUGCCCUCAAAUUUGAAGCGCUCCACCUACUCUCUGCCAUACUUCCCUCAAAAAAUGCUGCAUUGUUGCAUGAUGCUCUCCGUUCAUUGUUAGACGACACUUGGGCAACCUAUAUACGUGUUGGUAUUGUGGCGGUCUUACAGAAUCGUGUUGCUGCUUCUGAAAAGCUUCAGGCUCUUGUUUUGGCCGAGUCCAUGAUGUCCAUACUCGGGGAAAUCUGGUUGGUUAGUCAGAAGAAUGUACCUGAUAUUCAAUGCCCUGUUCCAGUUGACAAGUGUCUAUUGCUUGUCUUGGAAUCCUCAAGGGUUGAAGUUGCUGUUCUUCUCAAUGACAUUGCCUACUUGAAGUUUGAAGCAUCUAAGAGUUCAUCAGACACAGCGGGUACCAUUCUUUUGAGGAAACGAGACCUGGCCACAGCAUUUUCAUUGAUUGAAAAGAUAAUUAAACUGAUUUCAAAUGACACUGGAAGUGGAGCAAACAUCAUCAGUGAAAGUACUUUAACAAAAGUGAUAGCUGGCCUUAAUGAGACAAUUGGUGUAGUUCUGGAAUUUUUACAAGAUGCAAAGGAUCAUGGAGACAAGAAAGGUGAUGACCUUCUAGCUUCAGUACGAAUUAUUGGAAGUUAUCUGGCAGAAGCACCUGAUGCAUGCAGGGAAAAAGUUCAAGAACUUCUUGAGUACAUUCUUUCUGUUGAAGGUGAAGAUGAACCAAGCCCUUUCUACUCUGUACGUUUCAUGCUUCCAAUGCUAUGCCAAAUCACCAUGAAGGUUGGAGGAUGUAAGCUUUUGGCAAAGACAAGGGGUUAUAAUGUUGUUGUGGGUUGCCUUGUGAAAUUGAUUGGGCCUGACAGUCAGAUGGUUGAGGAUGAUGGUACCAUAUUCUUGGCAUGUGAUACUGUCAUAAAUUUUCUUUUGAAGAGAGAGGAAAUUGGAGUUCAAUUGGAUGUCUCUAGUUCUGCUUGUCUUUUAAGAGCAUUGACUUACUGGGCAGAGGAUGUUAAUGACCCAUCAAUUAUCAUGAUGUCCUCAAGCAUUUGUUCUCUGAUAUUUGACUCAACAACGGAGCAGUCUUUACUAAAUGGCCCUGAUUUUGAACCAAGCAUUCUUAAUAACCUCUCUCGGCUCAUAGUCAGAGGUUUGGCUACAUGUGGGCAGGAAAUGGCGGAUGAUGCUAAAGCAGAAGUUGAUCUUCAUCAAAUUCUUACUGCGGGAUAUGCUCGUUGGGCUGAUCGGUUCCCACGUAUUAAACAGGCUGUUGAGAUGAACCAGCCAAUGGGAUACUAGUAGCUUGCCCCGAGUAGUCGGAUAAAGGCUUAGUUGAAUGGGUUUACUUGGGCUGGAUUUGGAAAUCAUUUGUUUGGGGGAAAAAGGCGAGGGGGAAGGGGGGAGGGCUGCUUUGUUAUGUCCCCUUGUUGAAAUUUCUGUACAUAGUGGUACCAAUGAUCAAUUUAUUUUCUGUGAGGUUUGGCCCCUUCAAUGUGUUCUGGUUUUGAACCUCAAGAAGACCAAGAAGGGGGACUAGUCCUUGUAAAGCAAGGAUUAACUAAGGUUGUGACUAAAGUUUGAUGCACAGAGCUCUGUACUUCUCAACCUACUGGAACGGCAUGAGAUAUUCUUCGAUCAAUAGUGUGGACUGCAGAUCAGGAUUCAUGCAGCAGACAAGUAGUUCGGAUGAGGCCUAAAAUAGUUGAUUCUGCUUUGCCUUCCACAAACCAAUCAUAUUAGAUGAUGGUGGACGGCGUGAUGGUGAUCAAUAUGUUAUAUCUUCUCUAAAUGUAUCCAAGAAAGUUCUUGGGUACAGUGUCUCUGUUGUGAGCCUUGUAAUUAAGUAGUCUCUGAUGCAAAUUUUGUAGCUCUUUCUGGGUAUUCUGAAAUAUUAGAUUUGGGUC
Molecule: messenger RNA, 2610 nt
Organism: Telopea speciosissima
Lineage: Eukaryota; Viridiplantae; Streptophyta; Magnoliopsida; Proteales; Proteaceae
Product: neurochondrin
Exons: 18
Coding region: 104-2005 (633 amino acids)
Source: RefSeq, a predicted model, not a curated record